Molecule: messenger RNA, 5491 nt
Organism: Physeter macrocephalus (sperm whale)
Lineage: Eukaryota; Metazoa; Chordata; Mammalia; Artiodactyla; Physeteridae
Gene: VCL
Product: vinculin
Exons: 22
Coding region: 118-3525 (1135 amino acids)
Biological process (GO): cell adhesion
Cellular component (GO): adherens junction; cytoplasm; cell-cell contact zone
Molecular function (GO): beta-catenin binding; alpha-catenin binding; structural molecule activity
Source: RefSeq, a predicted model, not a curated record
GCUGAGGGAAGCCCGGACUCCGUAGUCGCUGCUUAGAGUCCGUCUCUCCGCGGAUUCCCGGCCCCGCCGUUCUCAGAUCUCUGUAGCCCGCGGUUCGCCGCCCCGCUCGCCGCCGCGAUGCCGGUGUUUCAUACGCGCACGAUUGAGAGCAUUCUGGAGCCGGUGGCGCAGCAGAUCUCGCACCUGGUGAUCAUGCACGAGGAAGGCGAGGUGGACGGCAAAGCCAUCCCUGACCUCACCGCGCCUGUGGCCGCCGUGCAGGCGGCCGUCAGUAACCUCGUUCGGGUUGGAAAAGAGACUGUUCAAACCACUGAGGAUCAGAUUUUGAAGAGAGAUAUGCCACCAGCAUUUAUUAAGGUGGAGAAUGCUUGCACCAAGCUUGUCCAGGCAGCCCAGAUGCUUCAGUCAGACCCUUACUCAGUGCCUGCUCGAGAUUAUCUAAUUGAUGGAUCAAGGGGCAUCCUCUCCGGCACAUCAGACCUGCUCCUCACCUUCGACGAGGCUGAGGUUCGUAAAAUUAUUAGAGUUUGCAAAGGAAUUUUGGAAUAUCUUACAGUGGCAGAGGUGGUGGAAACUAUGGAAGAUUUGGUCACUUACACAAAGAAUCUUGGACCAGGAAUGACUAAGAUGGCCAAGAUGAUUGAUGAGAGACAGCAGGAGCUGACUCACCAGGAGCACCGAGUGAUGUUGGUGAACUCGAUGAACACCGUGAAAGAGUUGCUGCCAGUUCUCAUUUCAGCUAUGAAGAUUUUUGUAACAACUAAAAACUCAAAAAACCAAGGAAUUGAAGAAGCUUUGAAAAAUCGUAAUUUUACUGUAGAAAAGAUGAGCGCUGAAAUUAAUGAGAUCAUUCGUGUAUUACAACUCACUUCUUGGGACGAAGAUGCCUGGGCCAGCAAGAAGGACACUGAAGCCAUGAAGAGAGCGUUGGCCUCCAUAGACUCUAAACUGAACCAGGCUAAAGGUUGGCUCCGUGACCCCAGUGCCUCCCCAGGUGAUGCUGGUGAACAGGCCAUCAGGCAGAUCUUAGAUGAAGCUGGAAAAGUUGGUGAACUCUGUGCAGGCAAAGAACGCAGGGAGAUCCUGGGAACCUGCAAAAUGCUAGGGCAGAUGACUGAUCAAGUGGCUGACCUCCGAGCCAGAGGACAAGGAGCCUCACCAGUGGCCAUGCAGAAAGCCCAGCAAGUGUCUCAGGGUCUGGAUGUGCUCACAGCAAAAGUGGAAAAUGCAGCCCGCAAGCUGGAAGCCAUGACCAACUCAAAGCAGAGCAUUGCGAAGAAAAUUGAUGCUGCUCAGAAUUGGCUUGCAGAUCCAAAUGGUGGACCAGAAGGAGAAGAACAGAUUCGAGGGGCUUUGGCUGAAGCUCGGAAAAUAGCGGAAUUAUGUGAUGAUCCUAAAGAGAGAGAUGACAUUCUACGUUCUCUUGGAGAAAUAUCUGCUCUGACUUCUAAAUUAGCAGAUCUACGAAGACAGGGAAAAGGAGAUUCCCCAGAGGCCCGAGCAUUGGCCAAACAGGUGGCCACUGCCCUACAGAACUUGCAGACCAAAACCAACAAGGCUGUGGCCAACAGCAGACCUGCCAAAGCAGCUGUCCACCUUGAGGGCAAGAUUGAGCAGGCACAGCGGUGGAUUGAUAAUCCCACAGUGGAUGACCGGGGAGUUGGUCAGGCUGCCAUCCGAGGGCUUGUGGCCGAAGGUCAUCGCCUGGCAAAUGUCAUGAUGGGGCCUUAUCGCCAAGAUCUUCUUGCAAAGUGUGACCGAGUGGACCAGCUGACGGCCCAGCUGGCUGACCUGGCUGCCAGAGGGGAAGGGGAGAGUCCUCAGGCGAGAGCCCUUGCAUCUCAGCUCCAAGACUCUUUAAAGGAUCUGAAAGCCCGGAUGCAGGAGGCCAUGACUCAGGAGGUGUCAGAUGUUUUCAGUGAUACCACAACUCCCAUCAAGCUGUUGGCAGUGGCAGCCACUGCCCCUCCUGAUGCACCCAAUAGGGAAGAGGUAUUUGAUGAGAGAGCAGCUAACUUUGAAAACCAUUCAGGAAGGCUUGGGGCCACGGCAGAGAAGGCGGCUGCUGUUGGAACUGCUAAUAAAUCAACGGUGGAAGGCAUUCAGGCCUCAGUGAAGACAGCCCGAGAACUCACACCCCAGGUCGUCUCAGCGGCUCGCAUCUUACUUAGGAAUCCCGGAAAUCAAGCUGCUUAUGAACAUUUUGAGACCAUGAAGAACCAGUGGAUCGAUAAUGUUGAAAAAAUGACAGGGCUGGUGGACGAAGCCAUUGACACCAAAUCUCUGUUGGAUGCUUCCGAAGAAGCAAUUAAAAAAGACCUGGACAAGUGUAAAGUCGCCAUGGCCAAUAUUCAGCCUCAGAUGCUGGUCGCUGGGGCAACCAGCAUUGCUCGUCGGGCCAACCGGAUCCUGCUGGUUGCCAAGAGGGAGGUGGAGAACUCUGAGGAUCCCAAGUUCCGAGAGGCUGUGAAAGCCGCCUCUGACGAAUUGAGCAAAACCAUCUCCCCAAUGGUGGUGGAUGCAAAGGCUGUGGCAGGAAACAUUUCUGACCCUGGCCUGCAAAAGAGCUUCCUGGACUCAGGAUACCGGAUCCUGGGAGCAGUGGCCAAGGUCAGAGAAGCCUUCCAACCUCAGGAGCCUGACUUCCCACCUCCUCCGCCAGACCUUGAACAGCUCCGACUGACAGAUGAGCUUGCUCCUCCCAAACCACCUCUGCCUGAGGGUGAGGUCCCUCCUCCCAGGCCCCCACCACCAGAGGAGAAGGAUGAAGAGUUCCCUGAGCAGAAAGCUGGGGAGGUGAUUAACCAGCCAAUGAUGAUGGCUGCCAGGCAGCUCCAUGAUGAAGCUCGCAAAUGGUCCAGCAAGCCGGGUAACCCAGCCGCUAAGGUGGGUGUAAGUGCUGUAGCUGAGGCAGAUGCGGCUGACGCUGUUGGGUCCCCUGUCCCCCCUGACAUGGAAGACGAUUACGAACCUGAGCUGCUGUUAAUGCCAUCCAGUCAGCCGGUCAACCAGCCCAUUCUGGCAGCGGCUCAGUCAUUGCAUCGGGAAGCUACCAAGUGGUCUAGUAAGGGCAAUGACAUCAUUGCAGCAGCCAAGCGCAUGGCUCUGCUGAUGGCUGAGAUGUCUCGGCUGGUCAGAGGGGGCAGCGGUACCAAGCGGGCACUGAUUCAGUGUGCCAAGGACAUAGCCAAGGCCUCAGAUGAGGUGACUCGGUUGGCCAAGGAGGUUGCCAAGCAGUGCACAGAUAAGCGGAUUAGAACCAACCUCUUACAGGUAUGCGAGCGAAUCCCAACCAUAAGCACCCAGCUCAAAAUCCUGUCCACAGUGAAGGCCACCAUGCUGGGCCGGACCAACAUAAGCGACGAGGAGUCUGAGCAGGCCACAGAGAUGCUGGUUCACAAUGCCCAGAACCUCAUGCAGUCUGUGAAGGAGACUGUUCGAGAAGCAGAAGCAGCUUCAAUCAAAAUUCGAACAGAUGCUGGAUUUACACUGCGCUGGGUUAGAAAGACUCCCUGGUACCAGUAGACACCUGGUUGAACCUGGCUAACACAGAAGCCCCUGCUGAACACAAUGAAAAUGAUCGGAGUCCCAGGAGCCACCCAAGAUUACUGGGGGGUUGAAAGCCACAUCUUGGCCUGACAUAACAGAAAGGAACGGGGCCUCUUCACAUUAGAAAACAUUUAUACUCUUGUCAUGGACACUUUGAAAUGUGUCUCCAUAUAAAGCCUGUAUUCUCGAACACGGCUUUACUUGUGCACACUCUGUCCCAAUAGGCAGAUCCCCGGGGUUUCUAGCCCAUGUACUUCACAUAAGCUCAGAAUCCAAGAGUGAACACUAGCCAGACAUCCUGUUCUGCCCUUGUUCCCUAAAGGACAGUUCCCUUUCUGCCCCCGUCCCCCCAUUCUUUCUGCCAGGCUCCCAAGACCCAGGGCUCAGGCAAGUCAGUUAAGGAAAUCACUGUGCCUCCAAAAUUUUUUUGGGCUUUCCAUGUUGCUGCUGACCCUGCCUGCCCUCCCUGGCUGUGCUACCUUGGUCCUUUUCAGGAGUGAGCUUCGCUGUUGCAGGGGAAGGUGGCCUCUGGGGAGCCCCAGCAUGUGGGGCCUGGAUUCACUUCCUGCCCUUCCCCAAUUUAAUCCUUCUAGUUUCCCACAGUACAAAACCAGAUUUCACUUUGUCAGGAGGAAAUCACCAAAUCAUGUGAUUCUGUCUUUACCUCGCUCCAGAGCAAUGUCUGUGCUAGGGAAACUUUCCGUCCCAUACCCUGCCUCGGCCUGCCAAGGCAGCCAUCCCAAGAACACACUGUGUGUCCUGGUGCUCUCUGCCACUGGAGAGGCAGAGUGGCCGGGGCGUGGCCUUCCCAUCCUCCCAGCAGGGCCACUCCCAGGCACUCCAUGCUUUGUCACUGCCUGCAGAGAUCUAUGCUGAGGCCUUAUCACUCAUUCUUAGCUCUUAUUGUUCUUUCUGAGCUGAAAUGCUGCAUUUAAUUUUUAACCAAAUCAUGUCUCCUGUCCUGGCUUUUGUAUUCUUCCCACACCCUUCCUAAACAAGGUUUUAAAGAUAUAUGCUUGUUCUAUAAUUUUGAAAGAUCGUUUUUAUCCUUUUGAAAUUCAGUCCUAAGAAUUGGUGCUUGUCCCCAGGAGUAUCUAAUGGAAAGGCAGUCCUGUCUGAAGGACACUUCCUACCUAAGGGAGGUGGUACUUGCAGACUGGAAUUCUGGCACUGCUGGGGAUGAAUCGAUGGGAAAUAGUCCUCAAUGAUUCCUACCUCCCUCAGCCAACGACAGCCAAGCCCCUUGCAUCCUACCCUCCCUCCUAAGUACAGUUGUUCAAGAGAGUAAUGGUAUAAUAUUUAAUUAUCACCAUAGUAAGUUUCCUAUUAGCAAAGUGAGAGAAGGCAAUUUUUCCUUUUUUGUACUUAUCACUGCUGUCUAAGCAUUCCCCAGCACAUGAAAUUAUAUUUCUUCCCAAAGCCAGAACUGGAUGAGUAAAGGAGUAAGAACCCUUGCCUGAAUGUCUUCCCCACCUCCAGUGUGUGUUAGACCCUAACAUCGAAUGUGUAAAACUUGUCUUAAGUUGGUACUGUACACUCAGGCUUCCUCUGUUUCCUUUUAACUGAUGAUUAUUUUCAAGGCCCUCAGCAUCCUUGUAUAGUUGCUUACCUGAUAUAAAUGCAAUAUUAAUGCCUUUAAAGCAUGAAUCUAUGCCAAAGAUCACCUUUUGUUUUACUAAAGACUACUUAGAGGAAGUAAGAAAAACAUGUUUGCUCUCGAAGUUCUUCCAGUGUUUUGAGACACUGGUUUACACUUUGUGCCAAUGUGCUUUUCUCUAAUAUCAGUGCUCAAGACACAGUGAAGCAAAUUAAAAAAAAAAAAAAAAUCCCUGAAAGCUGAUUAGACAUCACUAAAAAACUACAUUUAUAAGCUAGGAUUUGUUAUAUGCAAAUAUUUUCUGCCUCUUCUGUUUAAAACAAUAAAGUACAUUUAUAUAAAUAA